This is a messenger RNA of Trypanosoma brucei brucei TREU927, 2418 nucleotides long. RefSeq lists its product as hypothetical. Gene Ontology annotation, biological process: positive regulation of transcription by RNA polymerase I; positive regulation of rRNA processing. Gene Ontology annotation, cellular component: nucleolus. The transcript has a single exon. The record is from RefSeq and is a predicted model, not a curated record. Gene Ontology annotation, molecular function: protein binding; RNA binding. The coding region runs from base 1 to 2418 and encodes 805 amino acids. Lineage: Eukaryota; Euglenozoa; Kinetoplastea; Trypanosomatida; Trypanosomatidae.
AUGUUCAGAAGGGCGUAUCACACGAACCUUGGGAAUGCCCACUUGUAUCAUCCUCUUCACCAACCUAAGUUUCACCGCAAGGAUACAAAUUUAAGGGUCCAGAGAAAACAGGGUCACACGGCCCAUAUGACGUCACCUCACCUCCUUACGUUCAGCCAAGAAGCUGUGUGCGUUGCCGAGGAGUUUGGUGUGGCUUUCUAUGCUCCGAAGAACUUGAAGAAAUUUCAGGUUGAACGCUUCAACGGGGUGAGGAUUGCAGGGAUAUACGCUACAAAGGCCUCUGACGGUGGGUCUCACCUCCAUGUAGUGGAUGUUGAGGCCAACUGGUUCCUUGUCUCCCUUUCUCGCGUUGAGGUAGUCUCCUCAUCAUCCAUUGAACUUUCUGAAGAAAAUUCUGUCAAGCAAAGUGAGUCCUCGCGCCACUCCGAGGAAUGCGCGCGUCGACUACCGAACACUGAAGGGAUUUUGGAGGCUCACUUUCAUGAGGCCGGUGGCGUACUUCACUGCGUGGUUCUCACACGAUGGGGUGCAUAUGAAACGGUGCUAACUAAUACAAGCAGAAUAGUGGCGAGGAACAUUAUAUCUUUUCCGUUUGAGAUGCGGAAUUGUUUUAUGUCCGUAGGGAGAACAAGUGGUCUUGUUGUUGUUUGCCAGCGGAGUGAGAAGUGGCUGCGAUACUCCCUUUUCGAGCAGCGUGAUAACGAGCGUAUCAGGAUGUUUGAUUCUCCAGUUAAUGUUCAAAGCUUUGCUGUGAACCCCAUUUCCAAUUCAGUGGUUUUGGGCGGUACACGGGGUGAGAUGGUACUUUACCCUUCUAUUACUGAGAAGAAUUAUUUUUCAGAUCAUUGGCAUCAUACGCCGUUAACGGCGCUCAGUUUUUCCAUAGACGGGAAAGCAUUUUACUCAGGGGCCCGUGAAGGGAUGAUAUUGGUGUGGAAUACCUCGUCAUAUACCUACAAGAAGGUAAGCUGUGGUUUGGGUUGUAUCAACAGCAUCGCAGUGCCAACGGGAAAUGGUUCAAGAGUAUUACUGAGUUGCGCCGAAUCCACCAUUGCCGUGCUUGACCUCUUGCAAAUGCAGGUAGAGAAGUUCGUUGAGGGCGUACAGUGGUCUACCGAUGAGUCGUGUAGCGGGCUCGUGGUGAGUCAGUGGAUGGGCCAGCCGGCAGUGAUUCUUACGGGGUUGCCUAACGUGGUGCGUGUUUGUGAUCCCUUCACUCAGCAGGCGAUCUACUCUCUUCACAUAUCUUCCCAGAUGGAGACUAUACCGAGCCCCCCGCGUCAUGGCAUUCAAUACGUGGGGUUGCUAAACAACAACCGCACAAUAGUAACCUAUGAGGAAUUUAGUGGUGUUUCGUUGCCGUCGUUAUUGCGCUUCUGGGCAUACAGUUCUGAUUCUAAACGGCAUGAAGAAUCGAUGACAAUUUGUUCACCCCAUCGCAGUCAAGUACUGGCACUGACGACGGAUGACACCCAGCAGCGAGUCUUUACCCUCAGUGGCGAGGCGAUGAAAUGCUGGGUGGAAUGCAAAGAAGAUCUUAACGAUGCGCACGCAAUCGGGAAGAAGACUUGGGGCAACCAAUCGAGCUGCGUAACUCCGUCGCGCCUUGUGCAGGAUUUAAUUAUUUCCCACGACGGCUCCUUAUGUUUCAUCUCCGAUGAUAAUGUUCACGUCUAUAACGUCAAAGCCUUACAUCCGGGACAACCAUGGCAGCGGGUUCUCACCUUAACGCAACAUUUUUCACUUUCUCCGCUGAAGAAUCUGACGCUACUGCACGAGUGCCGUGCACUUGUGGCCACUGACGCCGAACGCGUGUACUUUUGGUCGUUAGCCAAGCCUCGCCGGCAGGCAACGAUAUGGAAGGACAAAGGAGUCGGAGGGAAGGCGGCUGGCAUCACAGCCAUGUGCGGGUUUUCAGUGAAUUCUGUUCUUGUGGCAACAGAAAGAUGCAACCUCUGGGAGCUGAGCGCUGCAGACGUGAACGAAAUGGGAAAGGUUGUUGGUCAAGCAAAUAGCGCCACGGAGCACCGUAUUACAUUCAUGAAACCACUGUCCCUUCUUAAGCAGCCAGACCGAAUUGCAGUAGUGGACAGCGUUUCUGGUUUUCGAGUCAUGCACGUCUCACUGGAAGGGAAGGGAGGAGUUAAUGUGCAGCAAUUUGAGCGUACCACUGCGAGAGACGAAUCUAAUGAGACACUCUCGUCGCUAAAACAGUACUUUCAGGAGGCCCCUGUGAGAAGCAACAACUUUGACGGAGCGGACGAAAAUGCCUCCACCAUCCUGGACCGCGCAUCUCAAGUGGCAGAGGCACAGAAAUGGCUGGUGGGGGUCCUGGCGGACUCCGCCUACACCGCCCCACCUAUGAGUGCCUUGCUUUCUUCAUAUUUGCAGAGACGUGCGGGUGUAGCAACGUUUUGA